Amaranthus tricolor (Joseph's coat) is the source of this 2003-nucleotide messenger RNA. Its product is annotated as F-box protein CPR1-like. The coding region runs from base 351 to 1499 and encodes 382 amino acids. The record is from RefSeq and is a predicted model, not a curated record. Gene Ontology annotation, molecular function: protein binding. The transcript has a single exon. Lineage: Eukaryota; Viridiplantae; Streptophyta; Magnoliopsida; Caryophyllales; Amaranthaceae.
AAUUAGACUGUUUAAGUUGUCUCAUAUUGAGACCGUUGCUCUAAAAGAAAUUGAGAUCAACAACUAAAUAGGCAAUGGGGAUUGGGGAUACAAUUCCGGGAAUUACUCCUAAUUUUUUGCAGUUUUUGAAUGUCUUCUCCUUCUAUUCUACGAAAUGUAAUCUUACCACCGAUCGGUAAUCCUUUUCUUUGAUUUCCCUUUCUUUGUUUUUCUUAAUUCUUUAUUUUAAGCCUUUUCUAUCAUGUUAAUUACUAGAAUUUCAUCCCAUUUGCUAUAUUUCUGCAAUUAGAUUAUACAAUUGUACCUCAAAUUUUCGAUCUAAAUCUGUAAUUCUUAUCUAAUUUAACAAGAUGGACGCAUUGGGAACCUUUCCAAUCGAUAUACUAAUCAAUAUCCUCGUUAGAUUGCCUGCAAAACCACUUCUGCGAUUCAAAACUGUAAGCACAGCAUGGUAUCAUCUAAUCAGUAACCCUAAUUUUGCCAAACAGCAUUUAAACCGAUCACUAUCCACUCAAUCCAAUCUCCAUUUUAUUUUCAGUAAACAGAUUCUUCACAUGGCUGAUUUUGAUUCUUUUGAUAAUGCUGUUGAGCUUGAUUACCCUUUCAAGAACCCUGAACAUGGUGGUGUUUCCAUCAUAGGAUCUUGUCAUGGUUUGCUCUGCCUUUGGUGCUUUGGUUAUCAGGAUUUCAUUGUGUUUUUGUUCAACCCCACCACUCGUACUAACACCAUGGUCCCAUUUUUACCGAUACCUCCCCAUGCUGCUCAUCUUAAACAUGAAUUUUUUUAUGGGUUUGGAUAUGAUAUUGUCACGGAUGACUACAAGUUCGUCAAAAUUCUUAAAUGUUAUAGGGAGAACUCUGAAUCCUAUAGUGAACUUUCGAUUUAUAGCUUGAAAAUGGACUCUUGGUCUAGGGUUCUUGAUCAUGUCCCCAUUGAUUUCAAUUGUAGGCAUAGAGAUGGUGUGUUAGUUGAGGAGAACUUACAUUGGGUCAUUGAUACAGAGCAUAUGGAAACUCCCCAUCCUAUAGUUAGCUUCAAUCUGAACACCCACACUUUUGGUGAGGUUAGAGUGCCUGAGGUUGACCUAGAUUGUUACUAUUGCAACAUGCAUGUGGGAGUAUUAGAUGGGUGUUUGUCUGUAAUUGCAAAUUAUUUAGAUCUUUCUGAGAUUUAUGUAAUGAAACAAUAUGGGGUGGUUGAAUCAUGGGCUCUGUUAUAUCGAAUUGUGAGUACAGAUAGAGUUAUCAAUUAUGAGAGGACUAUUGCUUAUAUCAAUAAUAGAAAGGAAUUGCUUGUUAAGUAUUGCCAUAAACUUCUUGCAUCUAUGAACUUAGAAACUAUGGAGGUUGAAAGAUUUAGUGGGAAUGGUCGUGCUCCAAGGCGAUUAGAUGCUCAUGUUUGCGUAGAGAAUCUUCUUUUGCUGGAUUGUUUUAAUGACAUUUUCGAGACUGAGGAACAAAUAUGGGGAGAAGAUGAUCAAGGACCAAGCCCGAGGUAAUAACUAUUAAAAGUAUGUACAGUUUUGUAGGGUUUCAUGUUAAGUUCAUACCAUCAGUUUAUAUGUUACAUGCUAUAGUCUAUAUGUCCUGAGUGUCAAAGAUAGAAGAGAUUUCUUCUAGGUUCUGCAGAAACUGAAGGGUGAAGCAAAUCUGGUGAAAUCCGUGUCACAUAAUUCACCGAUCAACUAGAAAUUAUGCUGGUUUUUGGUCGGUAUUUGGGUCGUGUAAAUUGUGAACUCAUAAGCGAAUUAACUUGCAAAUUAUGUUAAACUGGAUGGAAUGGCUAAUAAUUAUGGCGAAGAUCCAAUAGGUAUCAGUUAUCACUUUUGUGUUUUACAUUAGUCUUUAUGUUUGAUAGCUCUAUCUUUAUCUACUAGUAACAUCAGUUGUAUAAUCCUUCAAUACUAAUGUCUUAUCUGUUAUGUUCUUUUUGUUAAUUACACUUUGGUUUCCCUACUUCUCCAUUUGUGCUUCUAUUAAGUUCCUAAUAUAUUAAGGCAAUU